Messenger RNA from Spodoptera litura, 4884 nucleotides. RefSeq lists its product as uncharacterized. NCBI's taxonomy places the organism in Eukaryota, Metazoa, Arthropoda, Insecta, Lepidoptera, Noctuidae. The record is from RefSeq and is a predicted model, not a curated record. Gene Ontology annotation, biological process: regulation of transcription by RNA polymerase II. Gene Ontology annotation, cellular component: nucleus.
ACUUUUGUUGACUAAUCUGCCAGCGUCCAUUAGGACUUCAUUUUGACAUUUAUUUUUGAUUUGACAUUUUGGUUUUGAGUUUGCGAUGUAAAGUAACGCCGCCAUGAAAUUGCUUGGCUACAAUUAAUUUUAUUCAAAGAAGUUUUAAUCUAAACUACAAUUUACUCCGUCUUGGGCACUUUUGCAGUAGCAAUAAAUAUUUACGAUCAACACUCUGCCAAGAGAAGUUACAUGGAAAUAUUGUAAUUGUUGUGAUGCAAUUAUUACAGCUCCAUGGAGAUCGAAGAGUACGACUGUUUGAGUUGGUUCAUCAAGAAACAAUUACUUACCCAUGCAUUUUGAUUUAAUAAAAAUGUUCUGUAGCAUAUUUAAGUUGCUACACUAGUUUUAAGGUAACGUGCCUGGACGCUAUAGGUGGAGUAAAUGGAAAAAUAUAUUUUGGACGAAUUACGCGUCAAUAAAUAAUCCGAUCCAUUUGAACUGAUCACCUUGUUUAUUUUCCAAUGUAGAAAGAACAAUAAAAUUAUGUUUGCAUCAAAAGAAAAAAAUGUUUGCAAGAAAACAUUCCAGAAACCUAAUAUUCUUAGGAGAAAGGGAAUGGUUACUGUUUCUAAAGCAAAUGUAGCCAGUACUCAUGAAUCCCCUGAAGCAUUCACUCUAGUCACCAGCACAACCAGGGGAAAACCUGCCUCGGAACAAUUAGACAAUAUUGUGAAUCAUGAAGAUGUCAAUGUAGCGACAUGGAAGUUAACGUUAAGGAAUGAUUGUGAGGACAAGCACAAUAAUAUACAAAUAUUGAAGGAGACUGAUAUACAUGCCAAUAUAAGCGACAAUACAUCUAUUAUGGAAAUUAAAAAUGAAAGUAAAAGCUUUGAGCAGAAUGCACUCAAUAUUGAAUCGUUUUUAAACAGUGCUGACAGCAUUGAAGAGGAUCUGAGUUUCUCCUACAACCCUACUGAAAUAACAGAAAUGAAGGCCUCUCAAAGUAAAAGCAUAUGGUGUUUCGACAUUACCAACAAUUCCAGAGACAUCAUUAUAAAUAACUACAAGGAGGAACCAUCAGAAGAACAGAGUGAUUCAACCGUAGUAGCAGCUUUGGAGUCCACUGAUGUACAACCAAAGGUAGUCCACGACCUAAUGCCGUUAACCAAGCCAACCCAAACCAUAGCAAUCGACUGCUACACUAAUAGAGCUGUUAAGUUUAAGUGUGACCAUCCUAAUUGCAAUAAAGGGUUUUGGAGUGAAGAGAAAUUGAGGAAGCACAAGAACUCUCAUAACAGGCCAGUAUAUAGGCCUCAGACACAGAUGAAAUAUGAGUGCCCUGUAAAGAAAGCUGAGGAUGGAACUGAAGAAAAGUGUCCUCGCACCUACAAUGUGAGGGGUGAUCUACUGAAACAUUUGGAGGAGGAUCAUACGACUGAUGAAGCUCAUCACAGGCUUAUUUUCCAAUGUAGCAAGAACAAUAAAAUUAUGUUUGCAUCAAAAGAAAAAAAUGUUUGCAAGAAAACAUUACCAAAACCUAAUAUUCUUAGGAGACAGCUGGUUACUGUUCCUGUAGUAAAUGUAGCCAGUACUCAUGAAUCUCCUGAAGCAUUCACUCUAGUCACCAGCACAACCAGGGGAAGACCUGCCUCGGAACAAUUAGACAAUAUUGUAAAACAUGAAGAUGAUAAUGUUGCAACAUUGAAAUUAACAUUAGACAAUGAGCAACCAUCGGAAGAACAACCUGAUUCAACCGUAGUAGCAGCUUUGGAGUCCGCUGACGUACAACCAAAGGUAGUCCACGACCUGAUGACAUUAGCCAAACCAACCCAAACUGUAGCAGUCGACUGCUACACUAAUAGAGCUGUUAAGUUUAAGUGUGACCAUCCUAAUUGCAAUAAAGGGUUUUGGAGUGAAGAGAAACUGAGGAAGCACAAGAACUCUCACAACAGGCCAGUAUAUAGGCCUCAGACACAGAUGAAAUAUGAGUGCCCUGUGAAGAAAGUAGCUGAGGAUGGAACUGAAGAGAAGUGUCCUCGCACCUACAAUGUGCGGAGUGACUUGCUGAAACAUUUGGAGGAGGAUCACACGAUUGAUGAAGCUCAGCACAGGUGCAUGGUGUGUGGGCGACGUUUCUUCUGGGCGCUGGGCCUGCGCGCGCACGGCGCGUCCGUGUGUGCGCGCGGGGGGCUGGCGUGCGCCUGGCCCGGCUGCGGCCGCGUGUUCCGCCUGCCCUGUCGGCUCAGGGAACAUGCACGGGCACACACUGGGGACCGACCCUAUCUGUGCCGGUACCCUGAGUGUGGCUGGGCGUUCCGCUCAGCCAGCAAGUUGGUCCGGCACGCGCGGCGCCACACGGACGAGCGGCGCCACGCGUGCGCCACGUGCGGCCGCGCCUUCCUGCGCCGCGAGCACCUCCGCGACCACUGCGCGCGGCACCACCAGCCGCACGCGCGCACGCCGCAUCUCUGCACGCAUCCCGGUUGUGAACAAUCUUUCACGAACAUGAGCACCCUGUACAUGCACAUGAAGAAAGUUCAUAGGAAGGUUGAGCAGGACGCCGUCGCGUCUAUCGUAGAGGAUCCCGCCCAGUACUCCACCGAGCCUGUCACUCUAAACGGGGAGAACGUGUAUUUGGUUCAUUUGCCUAGCGCGGAUACAGUGGGAGAAGACGAGUCUGUUAGAGAAGUAUCGUCCAUGAAUUGUGAGCUUGACGCGGACCAAUUAGCAGUAGAGGGUGUGGGCGGGGACUGUGGGGAGGACGAGGAGGAGGAAGAGGAGGUGGGUGUCGACGGGGAGGACGGGGCAGGGGAGGGAGAGGGGGGAGAGUGGCACGCUGCGCGCACGCACUGCACCUGGCCACUACCGCGUGCGCAAGCGCAUCUCGUACUUGAUGACGACGUUCAGGUGGAACGAAUAGAAGGUUCAGUUAACGACGUGUACACUGUCCGCAGCGAUCUCUUCCUUCAUGGCAACGUGCCUAUCGAUGAGGAUAGCCAGCAAAUCGUCAGCACGGCGUUAUCAAGCAGCGAGACAGGGACUCUAGACACAGAUCUCUACUUGAUCGACUCACAUCCUACCAUUGAUCUCAUGCAGGAGGAGCUGAUGUACGAAGACGCUAAUGACGAGUCCUCGUUCCGGGUGUUCCUAAUGAACGGCGAGGAGCUCACAUAACUGUAACCUUACGUAAGUUGACUUGUUGGGGCUGCAGGCGACGCGUUGUUAUAGAAGGGCGCUGUAUGGACAUGCCACGUACUGGGCGGGUAGUACUUGUUUAUGUAUUGUGUUUGUACUGUUGCGGCACAGACGGCAUAUUUUAAGGUACUGCGUUAGGAAAUAUGUUGUUGUGACUCACCAGUCUAUGUUCAAAAACACCUUGGUACCAUCGUUAAUGUAUAGAAACAAGGGUUAUCGCGUAAUUUUCUGCCUGGUUCUCCAGUAGAUUACUACUGUAGCUCAGCAUGUGGCAUCUUCAUAAAAUCGCCCGCGUAAGUUAUUUUUAUAUCACUGUGAGUGAUAAUGUUGUCAGGUACAUUUCAGUAAGUAUUUCAUCGGAGUUUAUACUGAAUCAGUACUUUGUUAUCAACAAAAAUUUACUACAAAACUGCAUAAAAGAUUACUUCAAAAUAUAAGACGUAAGUAUCUCUUUGAAAGUUGUGGUGCAAAGUCUGAAUAUAUGUAUUUGUCAACUAUUCGAUGAUCUCAAAAAUGUUAAAGUAUACCAGAAAAGUGUUGUUAUGGUGUAUUAUAUACGAAAGACAUGAUUUUUAGUCUUAAGGUGCAAUACUAUCUAUAUAAUACUUUGUCUUAAUACCAAUAUUUGUAGUGUGUAUUUGUUGAGUUCGGGCCACUAGGCUCUAUGUUCUUAACAUUCGAUUGGCUUCCGGACAAUUUACAAAUUAGUUAGUAAUUUGAGGAUCAAAUGUACAAUAUUAUUGUUCGUACGUAACGUGUUAGACGAUGUUUGCUAAAUAUGUGGCCUCGGACUAGCCAGCAAUAAUACCUAGUCCGUUGACCGAUCCACAUAUUUAGCGAUAAUACAUCACAAAAGUGUUAAUUAGUAAUAAAUUCUGUAGUUACUAUAUCUUUUCUUAAUUAUAUACUCCAUUAAUGUAUCUACUUAUAAGAAUGUGUUACGAUAUUACAAUUUUUAACUACUUAUUGGGUAAUUUUUGCUCACUCUUUUCGAUAGUAAGUUAUGAUCUCUGGAAAUGCCUUUUAGAUUUAAGAUUUGAGUAGGAUAUUAAUAUAACUGGAUGUUUGUAAUACCGUGUGUUUGUUUAUGUAAUAACAAUAAAUUACUGUGCAAAGGGACAGUUGGUUGGAAACAAUAGAUUCGCUUGGCGUUGGGUUAAGAACUCUGUGUUGUUGAUUGAAGCAUGUUACUUAGAAAGUAAGACUUGUUACCGUGGUGAUGUAGACGAGUAGUUGCUGGUGAUAAGAGAGUAGGUAGGAGUAGGGUAAUGCGAGCGACCGGCCCCCAGGGAACAGACCAGUGUCUUGUGGAGUGAUCAUAGCUCAUAUUUAGCGUAACAACGUACCUACUGAUUGUAUAUAAGAAGUUAUAUUUUUGGAUAUACAAGGUAAAUGUGAGAUUGCUUAUUUUUUGAGACUGUUGUCCAAAUUAUGAUCAUGAUAUCGUUUUGUUGAAAUUUGUAUACUUGGAUGUAGAUGUAUUCAAAAUUUAUUUUUAUAAACGAGUUUUUAUUUUGGUUGUUAAUAUUUGUUUUGUUUAAUUAAUUAAAUACGUCUGGAAUAAGUGUAAUAUUGCUAUCACAGUCUGCACAGUAUAGAUGUACUAAGUCAAAUUAAAUUAAUCACAUAUCAAUAUUAGUUUGUUAUAUUAAUCAUAGUUUUAAUUGGUUGCUUUGUGUUUAAUUGUAGAUUUUGCUAUAUAUUAGU